Molecule: messenger RNA, 527 nt
Organism: Pisolithus orientalis
Lineage: Eukaryota; Fungi; Basidiomycota; Agaricomycetes; Boletales; Pisolithaceae
Exons: 4
Coding region: 1-501 (166 amino acids)
Source: RefSeq, a predicted model, not a curated record
AUGAGCAGGAUUAAGGAGCAUGAAUGUCACAAAGCUGCCCCUUCAGAUAGGAACAGUGUUGUUGCACAGGCACGGAUGAAGAACAUCGCUUCCCUUCCCGCAGACAAUCGAGUAUCAAAGAUGAACAGGAAGGCAGGUACAGUUGCACCAUCCUCUGAUGAAGAAGAUGAUAUCCAACAACUGCCACUUGUUGAAUCGAAGCUCCUUGCACAUGACCCGACCUUUUGCUGCAAGAAUCCAUUUCAACACCAAACAGUGACUGUCCCCAUGACGUUCACAGACACAGAAAAGGCAUGCACUUCAUCCAAUCCUUCCACCCGAGAUGGAACUCCUCCAGUCAAGACAGCCCAAGAUGCUGCAAUGGAUGCAUGGAGGGGAAUGGCAACCUUUGCAAACACGGAGGAAUUCAAAGAUGUAGGGGUUACUCGACGGCAAAACAAGGAGUGGGGCAGCAAGUGGAUAAAGAGAUGGUGGGGUGGGAACUGGAAUGCUGCCCAAUGAUCCACUUACAAGUGCGUAGGUAGGAA